Molecule: messenger RNA, 1113 nt
Organism: Terrapene triunguis (Three-toed box turtle)
Lineage: Eukaryota; Metazoa; Chordata; Testudines; Emydidae
Gene: UCHL3
Product: ubiquitin C-terminal hydrolase L3
Exons: 9
Coding region: 279-971 (230 amino acids)
Biological process (GO): protein deubiquitination; ubiquitin-dependent protein catabolic process
Cellular component (GO): cytoplasm
Molecular function (GO): cysteine-type deubiquitinase activity
Source: RefSeq, a predicted model, not a curated record
AGAGUCCAUGUUCCGAGAGAUGCGGGGGGGAGUUGGAGGAUUGGUCGGGCGACAAGCCCUCUCCCUCGGCCUGGCCGGCGCCGUGUCCGCCCCUCUCGCCGGGCUGCGGCCCUGAGCCGGCGCCGCCCACUCCGGAGCCGGGGGAGGAGGGUGAUGUUUCCUUCCCCGCUCGCUGUGGUGCGGUCCCGGGGCGGGGCGGAGCGGAGUGGCAGCGGCGUGAGGCGCUGUCAGUGCCGGGUCCUGCAGCUCCGCGGAAGGAAGCGCCCAGAGCCCGCAGCAUGGAGCCGCACCGCUGGCUGCCCCUGGAGGCCAAUCCCGACGUCAUUAACCAGUUUCUCAAACAGUUAGGUAUACAUCCUGACUGGCAAUUUGUAGAUGUGUAUGGUAUGGAUCCAGAACUACUUAGCAUGGUGCCAAGACCUGUCUGUGCAGUGCUACUUCUCUUCCCAGUAACAGAAAAGUAUGAAACAUUCAGAACAGAAGAGGAAGAGAGAAUAAAAGCCCAGGGACAAAAUGUCAGAUCAUCAGUAUAUUUCAUGAAGCAAACCAUCAACAAUGCUUGUGGAACAAUUGGACUUAUACAUGCUAUCGCAAACAACAGAGAUAAAAUGAACUUCGAAUCAGAUUCUACACUGAAAAAAUUCCUGGAGGAUUCAUUACCUAUGAGUCCUGAAGAGAGAGCCAAAUAUUUAGAAACCUAUGAAGCUAUUCGUGUUACCCAUGAAUCCAGUGCCCAUGAAGGUCAGACUGAGGCACCAAGCAUAGAUGAAAAAGUAGAUCUUCACUUUAUUGCGUUAGUUAACGUAGGCGGUCAUCUCUAUGAAUUAGAUGGGCGCAAACCUUUUCCAAUAAACCAUGGACAAACUAGUGAUGACACUUUUUUAGAGGCUGCAGUAGAAGUUUGCAAGAAGUUCAUGGAACGUGACCCAGAAGAAUUAAGAUUUAAUGCAAUUGCUCUGUCUGCAGCUUAAUUAUCCCAUUUGGAAAAGCUGCACCACUAAUAUAUUGUAACAAAAUAAAAAUAUUGCCAUAUAUUAUGUAUGACUUUUGAUACUUUCACUAACAUGUUGAUGAAUUUGAGCAUAUGUGGAUUAAAUCUUGAAUUAGUCUUUA